AUGGAAGAGCCAAAAAAAAAGAGCAUACUUGACAUUCUUUUCCUGUCGCUAGCCAUGUUCGUCUUCUCUUUUAUAAUAUUAUACGUCUAUAUGAAGAGGGUUAUUAAUCCUGGAAAGAAAAACUUUGGGAAGGUACUAGGGAAAGGAACUAAAAGAAAGCAGAAAAGAAAUAUAGAUGUAAUGAGCAGCAAUAAUUCAACAGUAAGUAUUGAACUAAGCACUGCAGAAAUGGACUAACUACUAGAUAUAAUUUAAAACAGAUUAAAGCUUAAAACGUGCUUUACACUUUCAGAUCUUUAAAUAGGAAC
Nematocida parisii ERTm1 is the source of this 308-nucleotide messenger RNA. RefSeq lists its product as uncharacterized. The record is from RefSeq and is a predicted model, not a curated record. The coding region runs from base 1 to 237 and encodes 78 amino acids. Lineage: Eukaryota; Fungi; Microsporidia. The transcript has a single exon.